AUGGUAAAUGUAAAUGUCUACAGUAAAUGCACACGUUUAGUGAUUGAGUCUCAGGAUACAAAAUCUCAAGCCAGUGUUUCUACCUUAGUACCAGCAAGUGUACGUCCCAACUCGACACCUGAAGAUGUACCUACAAAAUCCAUAAAACCUCCAAAUUUAAUCAGUCUUGCAAACAUCAUGAAAAGUCAGGGAGCCAGUUACAGCAUGCAGAAAGCUACUGAAAGUAACUUAGAUAAAGCUUCAACUGACAUUGUUAGUAAAGACAACAGCCAGUCAGAGGCAGAGGUUUCAGCCAAAGAUAAACAGCCAGUUGAUAAGGUAGAGGAAGCAGAUGUUAUUAUACUGUCAGACAGUUCUGUAGACUCCCCAGUAAAAUCAUCUAUUGAUAUGAAAAAGACUGAUGAUGUUGAUAAAUCUAAAACUGCCUCACCGUCUCUGAAUACAAGUGCUCCAACUGUGAAAAUUAAAAUGGGUUUGCUUCAGGCUGUUAAAAAGUUGAAACCAAACCCUAAAGAAGGAACUCUUAACAGUGGAGACAAUGAAACAUCACAAGAUGAAGGUCUGUCCUCAGCAUUAUCUGAAGAUGAAAGUGAGGCUCCUUUGCCGUCAGCUUCAGAUGAUCAAGAGCCAAAGGCUAAUUCUACAACUUCCUCUUCAUCAUCGUCAUCAUCAUCUAGUGAGAGCGGAAGUAGUAGUGAUGAAAGUAGUGAUGACGAUGAUGGUGAAGCUGAUGAUGGUGAUAAUGAAAGUGAUGAUAGCAAAGAGGAAGAAUCUGAUAGUAAUGAUAGUGAAAGUGAUGAUGACAAUGAUGGUAAGCUAGACAAUAAAAGUGAUACCAAAGAGGUUGCAAAGAAACCUCAAGCUGUGAAAAGAAGAAUGAAAGUAGUUCCAACAACUGAAGAUGAAGAGGAGAGUAGCGAUAAUGAUAAUGAAAUUGAUCUAAUUAGCAGUAAUGACGAAGCUGAUCAAGAUGAUGACAGAGACAAAGAUUAUAAUGCUAGUGAAGAUGAUGUUGACAAUGAUGUUAUAAUGAUCUCAGAUGAAGAGUAUGCACCAAAAGGGAAGGCCAUUAUUCCUUCCCCGCCACACAAGAACAUUCCAAUGGGAACUGAAGUUCUGGUAAAAGAAGUUCCAGACUUUGAUCCAUCACUUAUUUCUUCUCUGAUGUCCGCAGAUAUCGGACCAGUACCAGUUGGAUCUCCCAUAGUGAAUAAAGCAAGUACUGUUCAUGGACACAGUUCAAUGGAUAUUGAUAAAACCUAG
Messenger RNA from Mercenaria mercenaria, 1263 nucleotides. RefSeq lists its product as uncharacterized. The record is from RefSeq and is a predicted model, not a curated record. Bases 1 to 1263 code for a protein of 420 amino acids. The transcript has 2 exons. NCBI's taxonomy places the organism in Eukaryota, Metazoa, Mollusca, Bivalvia, Venerida, Veneridae.